Molecule: messenger RNA, 1673 nt
Organism: Cryptomeria japonica (Japanese cedar)
Lineage: Eukaryota; Viridiplantae; Streptophyta; Pinopsida; Cupressales; Cupressaceae
Product: delta(8)-fatty-acid desaturase 2
Exons: 1
Coding region: 180-1547 (455 amino acids)
Biological process (GO): lipid metabolic process
Cellular component (GO): membrane
Molecular function (GO): oxidoreductase activity, acting on paired donors, with oxidation of a pair of donors resulting in the reduction of molecular oxygen to two molecules of water
Source: RefSeq, a predicted model, not a curated record
AGAAUAAAAUACGGUUCAAGCCUGAACCAAAAAAAGAACCAAAGAAACCCCAAACGGGAAUUUUUUUUCUCUUCCUUUCUUUAUUUUGUGUACUACCUCUUUGAGAGGUUUUCUCUGCAUUCGAUCUGCGAACCUGUAGAUCUGGAAACCAAAGAAAAAAGAUAGACAAUUAAUACAAAAUGUGUGAGUUUGCAGGAGAAGAAAGGCAUCCGAAGGCGAAGAAAAUAACUCUGGAAGAACUGAAGAAGCACAGCAAGAGGGAAGAUCUGUGGCUGGCGGUGGAAGGAAGCGUUUAUGAUGUUACAAAAUGGGUAAAUAAGCAUCCAGGCGGUGAGCUGGUGCUGUUAAAUCUUGCAGGGCAGGAUGUGAGUGAUAUAUUCAUUGCGUAUCAUCCUCCCUCUGCAUGGAAGUACCUGAGGACGUAUUUUGUAGGAUAUCUGGAUGGGGAAGAUGUAUUGGAAUCCACUAAGGAUUACCGCCUGCUGAGAGAAGAUCUGCACAAAGCUGGCAUGUUUAAUGGCGGCCUUAGCUUGUAUUACAAGAUUUCAAGCUGGAUUAUUGCAAUGCUUUCGCUCUGCGUCUGCGGAGUGGUUUUCAGCUCCAGCAUUUUCGUGCAUAUGAUCUCGGCGGUAUUGCUAGGGAUUGCCUGGAUGCAGAGCGGUUUCAUUGGCCACGACUCGGCGCAUUUUGGCCUGGUGAAAAGCCACAGAUUGGAGAUUGCGAUUCAGCUCCUGGUCGGGAAUCUGAUCACUGGCGUGAGCAUCGGAUGGUGGAAGAGAAGCCACAAUGUGCAUCACACGGCGGUAAAUAAUCUGGAAUACGAUUCCGAUUUGCAGUAUUUGCCGCUUUACGCGGUUUCUAGCAAGCUUUUCCAGGGUUUGUACAGUAGAUAUUAUGAGAAGAAGAUGGAUUUCGACCGGCUGGCCCGGUUCCUGGUUUCUUACCAGCACUGGUCCUUUUAUCCUGUUAUGGCCGUGGCCCGGUUUUUGCUCUUCGCUCAGUCUUUCACGCUUCUGUUUGACCUGAAAAAGAAGGUGGAUUACAGGGUACAGGAGAUUCUGGCCAUGGCGGUUUUCUGGGUGUGGUUUCCCGCCCUGGUUUUGUGCCUUCCUACUUGGACUGAACGCGUGGCAUUCGUGCUGGUUUGCUUCGCAGUUUCCGGCAUCCAACACGUGCAGUUCUGCCUGAAUCAUUUCUCGGCGAGUACCUUUGUAGGGCAACCGAGCAGCAAAGAGUGGUUUCCGAUGCAAAUAAUGGGGACCGUGAAUAUAACGUGCUCGCCAUGGAUGGACUGGUUUCAUGGGGGCCUGCAGUUCCAGGUGGAGCACCAUUGUUUUCCAAGGGUGCCACGUCAGAAUCUGAGGUUACUGACACAGUAUGUGAAGCCUCUCUGUGAAAAGCAUGACCUACCUUACAAGAGCGCCACAUUCUGGGAGGCUAACGUCAUGAUGAUAAAGACCUUGAGAGCCGCGGCGCUCGAGGCUCGGGAUUUGUCAAAGCCUGUGUCCAAGUGCUUGCUCUGGGAGGCCCUCAAUACCCAUGGCUGAAGAAUCCCCCUCGGCGUUAAUUUAUUUAUUUUUCAUUUUCAGAUCUAUAUUUCUGCAUUGUUUUUCUUACAAUUUAAGGUUUCAGUUUACGAAUUUAUACGAAUCUGCCGCUGCCAAUUUCGUCAA